Molecule: messenger RNA, 1489 nt
Organism: Neopelma chrysocephalum (saffron-crested tyrant-manakin)
Lineage: Eukaryota; Metazoa; Chordata; Aves; Passeriformes; Pipridae
Product: claudin-3-like
Biological process (GO): bicellular tight junction assembly; cell adhesion
Cellular component (GO): plasma membrane; bicellular tight junction
Molecular function (GO): structural molecule activity
Source: RefSeq, a predicted model, not a curated record
GGCUGACACGUCUGAGGGGAUUGCUCAUGCCUUGGGAUAUUUUUUCUUUUGCCACUGCUAGCUCGGGUUGUCGGGGUGACGCUGCCGGGGUGGUUACGUGCAUUAUCUGCUUCCUUCAAGGCCACGAGACUUGUGCAGGAUGAGUAAAGAUCAUUAUCAGUCAGUCAGAGUAUCCCUCAGAGUGCUCCCGGCCCUGCAUGGUGGGAGCAGGAGGGGGCUGGGCAGGGGUAGAACCUGCUCCCACGGUUCCUGCCAGGCCAGGAGCACCCGUGGGUCCCCUGGAACGGGGACACAAACCUCACGGCACAGCCAAGGGGUUGCACUUUGCGCGGUGAUGCACUUUGCACGGUGCUCACCGAACCCCAGUUAAACGUGAGCACUGAUAACACGCUCCAGAAAUCAGCCAAACCCUGACCCGCCAGUACCUCCAGGGAGGAAAGGUGAGCCCUUGGCAUUUCCACGUCCCCAGAAAGGGGGUUGGAGAGUCAGAAUGAGUCUGGUGGUUGUGUUUCCCGAUACCUACCGCCCGAAACCAAGGGGAUGGCCGUGGCAGGUGGCGUUUCUCCUCCUCCCGCCCUUCUCUGGUUACUCGUCGCCAUCUCUGCAAACAAAGGGGAGGGUGUGGGACGCAGGUGACGGUGACGGAGGAGCGCAGAGGAGCGUCCAGCAGGCAGCACUGAAACCCCACCCCGGGCCGGCCGUAUAAAUGCCGCUGCGCACAGGUGAAAGCCGAUCCCCACGGGCUGCGAGCGGCGGCGGGUGACGGCGACGGAUUUGGUCCGUGGGUUCUUCUUUGCCAUCGCUUGGAGCGUGACACUGAACCGUCCACCAUGUCCAUGGGGCUGGAGAUCGGCGGCGUGGCCUUGUCGGUGCUGGGGUGGUUGUGCAGCAUCAUCUGUUGCGCGUUGCCCAUGUGGAGGGUGUCGGCCUUCAUCAACAGCAACAUCGUGACGGCCCAGGUGUACUGGGAAGGGCUGUGGAUGACCUGCGUGGUGCAGAGCACGGGGCAGAUGCAGUGCAAGAUCUACGACUCCAUGCUGGCGCUGCAGCAGGACCUGCAGGCCGCCCGCGCCCUCCUGGUGGUGUCCAUCGUCCUGGCUGUCAUAGGCUUGAUGGUGGCCAUCGUGGGCGCCCAGUGCACCCGCUGCGUGGAGGAUGAGAGCACCAAGGCCAAGAUCACCAUCGUCUCCGGCGUCAUCUUCCUGCUCUCCGGCAUCAUGACCCUCAUCCCCGUGUGCUGGUCGGCCAACACCAUCAUCCGGGAUUUCUACAACCCGCUGGUGCCCGACGCGCAGAAGCGGGAGCUGGGCACCUCGCUCUACGUGGGCUGGGCGGCCUCCACGCUCCUGCUGCUGGGGGGGGCCCUGCUCUGCUGCUCCUGCCCCCCCAAAGAGGACAGGUACCCCACGAGCAAGGUGGCCUACUCUGCCCCGCGCUCUGCCGUCACCAGCUACGACAAGAGGAACUAUGUCUGAGCUCCCCUCCCCGG